AAAACCUCAGUUUGCUUAUUUAUUUGUAAAUAGAGCCGCAGAGAAUACAUUUUUUUUUUAAGCAAAAAGAAAAAGCAGAGCUUUGAAUAUCUAACCAAAAAUGGCAGCAGAGGAAGGUCAAGUAAUCAGUUGCCACACCCUUGAUUCAUGGAAGGAGCAACUUCAAAAGGGAGGCCAAUCCAAAAAGCUGGUGGUGGUUGAUUUCACUGCUUCAUGGUGUGGACCCUGCCGUUUUAUUUCACCCUUUCUGGCUGAACUGGCCAAGAAGUUUCCUAAUGUUAUGUUUCUUAAGGUGGAUGUGGAUGAACUGAAGGAGGUUGCUGCUGAAUGGGAUGUGGAUGCUAUGCCAACUUUCUUGUUCCUGAAGGAAGGAAAGGCUGUUGAAAAAGUGGUUGGUGCAAAGAAAGAGGAGCUUCAGCAGGCUGUGACAAAACAUAUGGCUACUAGUAGUACUUCUGCUUGAUGGUGAUAAUUAUUAGUGCUACCUUAUCAUGUUUUUGAGGAACUUUUUAUCAUGUACCUCGUAUUUGAUUUGCUGGUACCUAGCUAAACAUCUCUAUGUUAAACCCUAAGUUUAUUCCUUUAUAUUGAGGUACUUUUAUUUCCUCAACUACUAUAUGAUACAUAAUCAUAUAAAGCUUGCUUGUUUUCA
Messenger RNA from Gossypium arboreum, 652 nucleotides. RefSeq names its product thioredoxin H-type. Gene Ontology annotation, molecular function: protein-disulfide reductase activity. The record is from RefSeq and is a predicted model, not a curated record. The coding region runs from base 101 to 463 and encodes 120 amino acids. Lineage: Eukaryota; Viridiplantae; Streptophyta; Magnoliopsida; Malvales; Malvaceae. The transcript has 3 exons.